Varanus komodoensis (Komodo dragon) is the source of this 1536-nucleotide messenger RNA. It is a transcript of the gene HABP4, whose product is annotated as hyaluronan binding protein 4. Gene Ontology annotation, cellular component: nucleus; cytoplasm. Gene Ontology annotation, biological process: positive regulation of translational initiation; positive regulation of RNA splicing. Gene Ontology annotation, molecular function: RNA binding. The record is from RefSeq and is a predicted model, not a curated record. The coding region runs from base 109 to 1281 and encodes 390 amino acids. Lineage: Eukaryota; Metazoa; Chordata; Lepidosauria; Squamata; Varanidae. The transcript has 8 exons.
GGCGGGCGAGUGGCCAUGGCGUGGUUACUAGGGCCGUUCUGAGGAGGCUUGCUUUUUUUCUGUCGCAUUCGGGAGAGGGUGGCCGUGCGUGCUGCCGCCGCUUCGGCGAUGAUGAAGGGCGCGCUGGCCAGCCCCGUGGCCGCCGCCACAACCAUGCAGGAGAGUUUCGGAUGUGCCGUCGCCAACCGCUUCCACCAGCUGCUCGACGACGAGUCCGACCCCUUCGAUAUCCUCCGCGAGGCUGAGCGGCGCAAACAGCAAAGCAAGAAGCGCGAAGAAGCGGCCGUCCCGACCAGCAGGAGGCCCGGCCCUGGCGGAGCCGCUGGCGCCUCGGCGGCCAAAAGGGAAUCUCAGAAAGAACGCAAGGGCUCCCCGCUCCUGCAGCCGGAGAGCCCCCCAGCGUCCGGCCAGAAACGAGCUCCAAAAAGGGGGGAACAGCAGGGAUGGAAUGAAAACAGAAAUACAGAGGUGAAGCAAGAUAAAGCUGAAUGGAGACCUUUCCGGGAAUAUCGUCCUCAAGAGAUGGAAAGACAAGUGGAGUUUGCUCUAGAAAGACCGAUGGACCGAUUUGAACGGGAAAGACCAAUGAGAGGUCGUGGAGGAGGAAGAGGUAGCCUGCGGGGCAGAGGAAGAGGUGGUGGAAUGAAUAGGACUUUUAAUGGCUUUGAUCAGAGAGGAAAACGGGAAUUUGACCGGCAGAGUGGGAGUGACAAAACAGGAGUCCGAGCAGAAGACAAAAGGGGUGGAAGUGGACCUCGCAACUGGGGAGCAGUUAAAGAUGAUCUGAGUGAGUUGGAACAGACUGCUCCUAUGGAAGAGACUGCAGAAACGGAGGAAAAUUCAGGAGCACCUGAGGGAGAAACUCCAGCUAAAAUUGCUGAAGGAGAGCCAGUGGAAGAAGUAGUUCAAGAGAUGACACUGGAUGAAUGGAAAAAUCUUCAGGAACAAAAUCGACCAAAGCCUGAAUUCAACAUCCGGAAGCCUGAAACCACUGUCCCUUCCAAAGCAGUGGUGAUUCACAAGUCAAAAUAUAGAGAUGAUGUCUUGAAGGAGGAUUUUGAGGAUGAGUCCCACUUUUUCCGUAAAGCAGCAAAUGACAUCACUUCUCAGCUGGACAUUAAUUUUGGAAAUCUGCCUCGUCCUGGGCGUGGAGCGAGAGGAGCACGAGGUGGGCGUGGGCGCGUCCGGAGAGUGGAGGACUCGGGACCCAGGCCAGAAGUGAUGACAUACACCAGUGCUCCAAACCCUGAUGACCCUGAGGAUUUUCCUGCUUUAGCUUGAAAGAACUGAAUGGCACCUCCAAAAGUAGCCGUGAAGAUACCAGUUCUAUGUUGCUGUGGGAGCGAAUCAUCCAAGUCUACAGAGAGAAAUGACUUUUGUGUGUGAAUUUUGCACUUCUAUUGUGUUAAGAACCUAGACAUAUCCAGUGGGCUAUGAGGCAAGGUCCAGCACCACUGUUCUUGGAUUAGCAGUGUGCAGGCUUAUGGUAUCGUACGCGAAGGGUUUCAAAUAAAGGUUCAAGAUGAUGGUGUCAAA